AGCUUGAAAUUCAGUCUGGACGGCACCCAAAUCCGAGUAACAGUUGCACACUCCUGGGGUCGGUAUGUACUCUUGCAGUGUUGGUCUUGGUAGUCGUUAUGGGCACACUGCAGGAAUGCAGGACUCUACAUGAUCGAUUAUGCUUUGAGUUUGAGUUCGAAGUUCCGGGUGCCAUCAAAUUUUACUCUCUUGGUUGGACUACAAUAAAUUGCUAGCUAGCAGUUGGUCCCUUUUUGACGUGUCGGAAGAAGAAGUCAUCCAGCUGCCUUGAGUUUUGUAUCUGCCAAGUGGAUUUCCCGCAAGGCCUUUGCUCUUUCCACCUUGUCACCAUGCACACUCGAGGUGCACGAAGCGUUAUGCGAGGGCUUAGCUACACGGUACUGCUGACAUUACUGCUGGCAAUCUUGCAAUCAAGUAGUAGCAAGGCCGAACGCGAAGCUCAAACGUCGCCUCCAAAGUCGCCUCGUACACCAUGUCACUCCUACCCAAUUCCCGGGAACGAUGGCCGCAGAUGGCUACUCCUCAGCUGCGUCGCUCGUGGGUUUACUUCGCUUCCCGAGUUGUCUGAUGACGUCAGAGGCAGGACAGACUCCUUGAAUAUGCGAUACAACCAUCUCACCCUCGACGAUCCAGAAACAUUCAGAGGCAUGUUCGUUAUGUUCUUUUUGAAUUUGGGAUACAACAACAUUCGCGUUUUGAAGAAAGGCAUCUUUGACGACUGCAAGAAUUUGCACUUACUUGGUUUGCGAAAUAACGCAAUAGAGACUAUCGAACCAGAUGUCUUCGCCAAGAACACCAAGCUGGUCCGGUUGUACUUGCAACACAACUCGCUCGUCGAGCUGCCACGUGAUGCGUUUGGGAGCGUGGGUUUGCAUGCUCACAUACACCUGGACGACAACCCACUGGCAACGGACUACCGCCUGUGUGGUGGACUGUACACCGACAGAGAGAAGAGCAAGGAAAUCCUGUAUUCCGGGUUGUCGUCGGAGGUAAUCAAGAAUGUCGGAAACGUUACGGAAGUAUGCAGUAAACCAUGCUAUUCGUUCAGGCCCGAGUAUCUGAACGUCUGCCCGAACGCGUUCUGCAAGGGGACUGUGGGCGACCACCAAUGCAUCCCAAUCGAGCCCGGAAAAAAGUUUGAAUUUUACUGCGGUGGAAGCGGACAUAGGCUCGCAAUGACAACAAGCGAAGAGGACACAUUCGCGCCAUCCGAAGCCGCAUGCAAUGCAAUCAAUGGCUACCUGGCAAGGAACAAUGAUUUAAGGUACGGCUGCGCCCAGGAGCUAGUGGCCCAGGUCCGCAAGCACUACAAUCUCGACUACACGCCAGUUGCGUGGAUCGGAAAUAUCUACAAAGGGAACGCUUUCGCCACCAAUGGAUAUACGUAUGCGCCAACAACCACCAAGCUGUACCGUGUGUGCUAUAGCUGUCGCGAAUUCCCUCACUGUUAUGGCCGCUAAGGUUUUGCGGGUGUUAACGGCCGUGGUGAGUUCCCUUCCGGAACGGACACGAUAAUGAACUUACUUUGGAUGAUCUACGUACAUUGCCCAAAACGUUUCCCAUAUUCGUUUUGGUAGCUUCUUUUUUCCAUCGAAUUUUACCUCUCAUAGAAAUUUCGGUGCCACAGUGUGGAUUUUUAACACUGCAUGUUUUGUAUAGGUUUUUGGCCAAUCUUCACCGGCCCGCACGAAUAGUGCAUAGAGGUGCAUGUAGAGUGUAUGGAAUGGAGACUUUGUUUCGUCUGUUCUUAUUCCUUCGAUGCCAGUAAGAACCCUGUUAUGAUCUUCAUUCCCACUGCCCCCGUUUUUCCAUGCUUUUCCAUGGUGUUACUAAUGUAGUUAUGCAUUCAUCUUCUUCACACCGUGUUCCGCCACUAGCAAGGCUUUGCUGUGUACCUUUGCUGCAUGCAUGCGCUAGUCAAGCAUCUGUUUUGCUGAUUCUUCUAACCAUGCAUGAUUUGACCGUUGUUUCUGCAAUGAUGCUGCAGUUCCGUGAUGCUAGUGCUGGCAGGCUGACAUUGGCCGAUUUGUAGUGGUGAGGUAGACAAGUACGAGACUCAACUAUUCACAUCGUGUCUUGGAUGGCUAAGUGCAAGUCUGAAAACUCUGAAAGGCAAGUUAUGGUACCAGAAUUAGU
Molecule: messenger RNA, 2136 nt
Organism: Sycon ciliatum
Lineage: Eukaryota; Metazoa; Porifera; Calcarea; Leucosolenida; Sycettidae
Product: amphoterin-induced protein 3-like
Exons: 9
Coding region: 330-1460 (376 amino acids)
Molecular function (GO): protein binding
Source: RefSeq, a predicted model, not a curated record